CCGCGCCGCCGCCGCGUGACGCACUUCCUGUUUGUUGUUCGAGAAAAAGAGAGAAAGGAAAGCGCGAGAAGACGCCACCACAGCCACCAGCCCAGCUGUGCCAGGGCCGCGAGGAGACCAGCCGCCCGACUUCCCCCGGUCGCCGCCACGUCCUCGGAUUUGUUCCAACACUGUUAAAACAUGGUGGAUUACUAUGAAGUUCUGGGCGUGCAGAGACAUGCCUCACCUGAGGACAUUAAAAAGGCGUAUCGGAAACAGGCACUUAAAUGGCACCCAGACAAAAAUCCUGAAAAUAAAGAAGAAGCAGAGCGGAAAUUCAAACAAGUAGCCGAGGCAUAUGAGGUAUUAUCGGAUGCAAAAAAGCGGGACAUUUAUGACAGAUACGGCAAAGAAGGAUUAAAUGGUGGUGGAGGAGGAGGUGGAAGUCACUUUGACAGUCCAUUUGAGUUUGGCUUCACGUUCCGGAAUCCAGAUGAUGUCUUCAGGGAAUUUUUUGGAGGAAGGGACCCAUUUUCAUUUGACUUCUUUGAAGACCCAUUUGAUGACUUUUUGGGGAACCGAAGAGGUCACCGAGGAAGUAGAAACCGAGGUACUGGCUCCUUUUUCUCUGCCUUCGGUGGAUUUCCUGCCUUCGGUGGAUUUCCUGCUUUUGAUACAGGCUUCUCUUCGUUUGGGUCAAUAGGUCAUGGGGGUCUUACUUCAUUCUCUUCAGCAUCAUAUGGUGGCAGUGGAAUGGGCAACUUCAAAUCAAUAUCAACUUCAACUAAGAUAAUUAAUGGCAAAAAAAUCACUACAAAGAGAAUUGUGGAGAAUGGUCAAGAAAGAGUAGAAGUUGAAGAAGAUGGACAGUUAAAGUCCUUGACAAUAAAUGGUAUGGCCGACGAGAACGCCUUUGCAGAAGAAUGCCAUCGGAGAGGCCAACACACACCAGCUCUGGCCCCUGAGCCGGUGCCAGUCCCAUCCCCGGCCCCUGCCCCAGCUCCGGCCCCGGCCCCGGCCCCACCCCCGGCCCCAGCAACAGUUCGGCCCCCCUCCCGGGCCCGACCCCUGGCCCCAGCUUCAGGCCAGACUUCGGCCCCGUCUGUCAGCACUCACCCACAGAAGCCACCCAGGCCUGCCCCGACGGCUAAACUUGUGUCUAAAAGCAACUGGGAAGAUGAAGAGCAGGGCAGGCAGCGGGUUCCUGGCCACUGGAAUGCCCCUAUGACCUCAGCAGGUGUGCAGAAGGGAGCUGGUGUGGAGCAACCCCAAAGUGAUUUGCCCCCAGACCCAGGACAGCAAGAACAGAAGCCAGGCCUGUGUUGCUGCAUUCUAACCUAAGUGGGCAUGGGGAGUUGGGGGUAGGUGCCAGGCCUGCCGAAAAGGGGCAGAGAGGAUACCUGCACCCAGCUCAUCUUCCACAGCUGCUCUAUGUACGGCCUAGCUGCAUGGCUCAAAGCCAACCCCAUGAUUAAAAUGGGGUCUCAGUAUUCUGAUGCGUAUGAAAUAUGUUGACCGCUAAGGAAUUGCUAGGUACUAUUUCUGUCCGUAAACGCUCCUUUUUAUAACUUUGAUUCUAGAGCUUGAGAUCUGUCACUGAACCUGACUUGCCCCAAGGCCACUCACACUUAUUGGCUUUACUUUCAGACAGAAGAGCAGAGUUGAGCUAGGUUCCCAGGAGCGACAGAUCAAGGUGGGGCCCUGGCUUCUUCCUCUGUACUCAUGAAGGGAUUGUCCACCAUGCAGCUCUACUCAGCUAUGCGUACAUCUCCAGGAUUAUUCCUCAGAACAUUCUGGUGGUUAGUGUGUGCAUACACAUAGAGCUUUUCCAGCCAGACCCAAGCCCUGUAUCAGUGUGGUUUUUUUUUUUUUUUUUUUUUUUUUUAUUGUCUGUAAGGCAAGUUUGUGCCUGUGGCUGUGCAAACACUGUAGGCCAAACUAUGGACAUGAGGCUUGGUGGUCCAUGUCGAGUUGGGUUGCAAAGUGCUCCAAGUAGGAAAUAGGGCAAAGGUAUUCCUUUGCUUCUCAGAAGUUUGUAUUAAAGUCAAGACCUCAAGACCCUUUGGUUCUCCUCAGAGAAUGAAACAGGUGUCCUCUAGGGUUCGGUGAGCAGAAGAGAACACACUACCCAGAGUCCUCCAUGGGUGAAGGAUUACUGGAAUUUUGGGUAGCCAGCAUAGUGACCUUGUGGGGAGAUGCCAGCAAAAACAGAUGGGUAACUGGGAUAUGAGCUCUUUGCAACUGAGUAGCCUCAGUGGCGGUGGACACCUCCCUUGAUGCCUUGUCUGCUUCCAGUGCUGAAUAGUCCCAAGAAGAUUGGGAGGGGUGGCGAGAGAUACAGAACAGAUCGGGCUUGUAGGUUUUGGAACCCUUCCCCCAUUCUUCAGUUAUAAAGAUGCCGUAAGCUUGUCCUGUGAGGUGUUUGUCUUUAAUCUCCUGGUGUUCUGAAGGUGCACAGGGACAGGCUUGCCUGUAGAGCUUGUUUAUAAGUGCAUAGGCCUGCCACAGCGGGAUGCGGGCAGGAAGUAUAACUCUGGCAAAUGGCAAUUCUCUUGGUCCUGGGCCACGUCUCUUAAACAAAAGGUGAUCAUCCAAAGGCUGAUCUGGAAACAGUGGAGUUUAGCAAAUCAUGCUCUCCUUGUAGCUUUGUGUGUGUGUGUUUGAAUGAACUAGUGGGCUUGUGGAUCCCUGUAGAAAGUCUGGGUAUGAGAGGCUGGAAAGCUGUGAGUGAGGUGGCCCUCCCUGUGUGCUCUGAGUCUGGAGGCAGGAGCACCUGCCAGCAUGGCUCUGGGUGUAGCUGGCACUUCCUCUGCUUCGCUCUUUUGCUCAUGUUUUCCAUUAAGGAGCUAUGCUUUCAUACAGGAAAACAAAACAACAACAACAAAACCCAAAAAUAAACGCAAACCUGUGAGUAACCCUUAACUUACCUUCUCUCUAUGAUGACCUGUUUUGAAGUGGUGUUCUCCAAACUGCCACCUGAGCUACACCAGAAAUUGGCUUAACAAAGUGAAAACAAAAACCCGUUGGGAGGGACAUUAGAAACUUAGCUACGGUACAUAGCGGUUUCUGAUUUCCACAACAAAGCUGUGACCUGGGCAGUCACUUGCUCUGUACUGCAAGCUGCUGUCGUCCUCUGGCCAACAGAGAAGUCUUUGUAAACUGGCACUCUGUUGUUGGUUGGGGACCGAGCCUAGACCUUUCCUCAUUACUGUUGAGAGGCAAGAUGUCCCAGGCCAAGCUUGCCACACUUCACCCAGUGCAGCCUUCAGUGGUGUUGCCAUUGUUACUGGUUUUGGUUCAAUUUCCAAGUCUUGGGGCAAGUUUUCCUAAAAAAGCACACCAAGAAACUGUACAGAUCAUCCCAAUUGCAGCUCCCAUUGGCUGUCAGCCUCGCAGCUGCCAGGUACAGCCUAUAUGCAGCCAGGCCCAUUGGCACCAGGAAGCAGGGUUUCCUAGAUGAAAACUUAGAGCUGGGCAUGGUGUCACACGCCUGUAAUUCCAGCACUCAGGGAGGCAGAGGCAGGAGACUAUUGGAGUUCCAGUUUGAAGCCAGCCUGGUUUACGUAGUGAGUACAGGACAGCGAAGGCUACACAGAGAAACCCUGGACCCAAGGUAGUCCAGAGAACCCCCCACCCCCCAAAAAAAGAGAGAAGGCCUUACUGUGCAAUUAAAGCUACCUGGGAUUGUCAGACCCUCAAGAAUUUAUCAUAGAUUGGAUUGUAGUCAGCUAGAAUAGUAGUGGUCUAAGUGGCUCUGGCCCGAGCUAUGCUAGUGAUGGGGUAGAAACAAAAUGCACUUUGAUUUGUUGGUCUGGUGUGUGUGUGUGUGUCAGAGAGAGAGAGAGAGAGAGAGAGAGAGAGAGAGAGAGAUAGAUUGCACCUUGGAACUGUGGACCACCUUGGGUCCAGUAUAUGUUGGCCGCUCUUCCUCUCCUUUCUUCCUUCUUCGUGGGCUAUUCUGUGGCCUUGAAGGUUUGUUCUGUUGAGGGCAAGCUGCACUUUGGUGGAAAAGGAUUAGUGGCAUUUUGCAUUUUUUGGAUUCCACACAACAUGGGUCUGUGAAGUGUGAAGAAUACAUGGCCAUUAAAAAUGGAAAUUAUUCAGUGAAAUUAUCAGAGAAAAGUCAUGAAUGAAAAAAAUAUUUCCUUCCUCUUUCUGCCAAACGUGGCCUGGCCUGCUCAGUAGCUCUGUGGGGUGUGGCCUUCACAGAGCAUGGCUUGCAAUUCACAGAGCUAGAGCCUGUAUCUAAUCCUGCUGCUGGCUUGCCUCUCAUGCUUUCACUCCCAACCUCCCCAGCUAACUCAUGUGUUGAGAUUUUGAUGGAUCUCACCAUCGGCAUUUUGAAGUAUCUGUAGGCAUCUGUUGGAGUUCUGAGAUCUCUUUUGUGGCUCUUGUUCAGCAUCAGGCCCACAGCCUACCUACUCCAUAUGGCCAGGGUCUGAGAGCUGCAGGACUGAAGGCAGAGUCAUUCCUGGCUUCUUGGCAGUAUCCAGAGGCUGAGCCUCUGUCCAUCUUACUGUGGCCUUGGUUGGUAAGGUCACACACUUGUUGGCUUUCAUGACAGGAAAAAUGAGAGGCUUUGUUUUUAUGGAAGACAAAUAGGCUGCCCCUUGCAGCAGGGAGCUGUGGAGGGUCUCUACUCUGCCUGGCCGUGUAGAUGACAGGGUUAUUCAUUCUGCAGGUAGGGCCUUGGCAGGACUGAGGCAGAGCCUGUUUCACAGAGCUGGUUCUGUGGCUGGGUAAAUGCAGGAUGCUUUCUGUGAGUUGCACACUUCCUUGUGUGGUAGUGGCAUUCUGGGAGCCACGUGGAAGGUCUCAAGCAUGCUCUUCCAAACAGUAGUUCAUUUCUGAUGUGGACAUUGUUAAUGUCUGUUCUGUUGCCUUCUUCGUACAUGGGGAAGUGUCUAGUGAGUGACCCACCUGAUGGGGAUGCGGUUGCUGGUGUGCAGUGUUUCACAAGCCAUGUUUCCUUAGGGCCCAAAGAAGGUGGCAAGAGGAAGAAGCAGAAGCAGAAA
This is a messenger RNA of Meriones unguiculatus (Mongolian gerbil), 4994 nucleotides long. It is a transcript of the gene Dnajb6, whose product is annotated as DnaJ heat shock protein family (Hsp40) member B6. Gene Ontology annotation, molecular function: ATPase activator activity; Hsp70 protein binding. Bases 181 to 1320 code for a protein of 379 amino acids. Gene Ontology annotation, biological process: positive regulation of proteasomal ubiquitin-dependent protein catabolic process; protein refolding. NCBI's taxonomy places the organism in Eukaryota, Metazoa, Chordata, Mammalia, Rodentia, Muridae. The transcript has 9 exons. Gene Ontology annotation, cellular component: cytosol; endoplasmic reticulum membrane. The record is from RefSeq and is a predicted model, not a curated record.